AUGUACAUUCCCUUUUGGACCCGCUUACGUGCACGCGAAUGGUUCUACCUUCUUAUCUCUCUUCUCUUUCUCUGGUUCGAGAGCCUCGUAAACCUCAUCACAUAUCUCCUUCCGCGAGUGGUGAUUUCCCACUGCACCAGCUCCACGAAAUGGGUCUUCCGCUACGUUUUGCGCUCUCCCGACGCUGCUUCCGCUAAGGAUUUCCCACCUGCUUCUGCUGGAUUAUCCCCCCAUGUCAACUGGGAAAACCUCUGUCUGCUCCAGAGCGCACAGAGCAUCCACGAAAUGUGCGCCGUCUUCGGCUUCACGGCCACCAGCCACUUGACCAGCACCAAGGACGAGUAUUUGCUCACACUCCACCGAAUCUCCCGGGAUAUCCCCCGAGAACGUAACGGGGAGAUUGUGUACUUCCACCACGGGCUUCUCAUGUGCAGCGACAUCUGGUGCACGAUGCUGCAAGAGCACCAGAACUUGCCUUUCGUACUUUACGAUUUGGGCUACGACGUGUGGUUGGGCAAUAACCGUGGUAACAAGUACUCUAACAAGCACUUGAAGCUCCGCACUGGCACCAAUGCGUACUGGGAUUUCUCCAUCGACGAGUUUGCGAUGCACGACAUUCCCAGCAUGAUCAACUACAUUCUCACUUUUGCCAAAAUGGAGUACCAGCACAUAGCCAAACCGGCGAUACGGCCAUCCUCGCAGUUAACCUAUAUCGGCUUUUCCCAGGGCUCGGCCCAAGCCUUUGCAUCGCUCUCUCUCAACCCAGACCUCAACUUCAAGGUGAAGCGCUUGAUUGCGAUCUCGCCCGCCACCACGCCUCGCGGGCUAAACAACUAUAUCGUCGAUAGUCUUAUGAAAGCAUCGCCAAAGAUCAUGUACCUUUUGUUUGGCUUGCGCAUUCUCCUUCCGUCUGCGCAGUUCUGGCAGAACAUCAUGUAUCCGCCGCUCUACUGCAAGGUUAUCGACGUGGCGAACCGCUUUCUCUUUGGCUGGAAGUCGGACAAUAUCGAUGUUAUCCAGAAGCUCUCAUCGUACAAGCACUUGUACUCGCCCACCAGCGUAAAGUGCGUGGUGCACUGGCUUCAGAUCAUCAGUAACUCCAACUUCCAGAUGUUCUACGACUAUAAUGAAUACUACUUGAAGCGCUUAUUCUACCCUGUGGAGUACCCGUUGCCGUCGAUUUUGAUCCCCAUCAAUCUCAUCUACGGGACCCACGACUCCUUGGUCGACAUUGACAUCAUGACUGAGCAGUUGGGCAACGGAAGGAACUUGCAGGUGUUUCUGAUGGACGGGUACGAACAUUUGGAGAAUAUCUGGGGUGUAGAUGUAGCCACCAAAAUCUUUCCUUACAUAAUUGAUGUUUUGAAAAACGACAGGCGUGGUGGGUUGCUAAAGGGAAAGGAUACCCUCCAGGGGCUCUUGGGAGACGUUAUCGAGGAGGGCACGGCUAACUCCACUCUGUACAGUCGGAAUCAAAGAGGGGACGAAAACCGCGAAGGACACAGAAAGAGCCCCGGUGGGGAGUUUCACUAUGCGGAGGUGUCACUGACUGGGUUGAGCGUCCUAGACGUCAACCGGAGACUAAGCCACAGCUUUCAAAACUAG
Molecule: messenger RNA, 1605 nt
Organism: Babjeviella inositovora NRRL Y-12698
Lineage: Eukaryota; Fungi; Ascomycota; Pichiomycetes; Serinales
Exons: 1
Coding region: 1-1605 (534 amino acids)
Biological process (GO): lipid metabolic process
Source: RefSeq, a predicted model, not a curated record